Guyanagaster necrorhizus is the source of this 958-nucleotide messenger RNA. RefSeq lists its product as uncharacterized. The record is from RefSeq and is a predicted model, not a curated record. Lineage: Eukaryota; Fungi; Basidiomycota; Agaricomycetes; Agaricales; Physalacriaceae. The transcript is spliced from 5 exons. Bases 178 to 675 code for a protein of 165 amino acids.
UACCACUCAGUUUCAACGGCUUGCAAAAGAGGCCGGGUCAAUGUUAGCACGAAAAUUACUCAAUUUUUUCUUCUCCACAGCAUAUUACUACCAAAGAUUCUGCUUUGGCCUAUCCAAUGUCUAGUUAUUUUCAAAGUUUUCCCUGGGUCUCGUUUGAUUAUUACGUGUCUCUGUGACAUGCUUAUGGAUCUAACCAAUAUCUGGAUGUCCUUCGCUGAAAACCCGAGAAUAUCCGCCCAAUCCCCUCCCCCACAGUGUUGUCCCGUCGCUCGCUCAAAUGCGUGCAAAAGGUUCUUAUUCUUCCUCGUCGUCUUUGGACUCGCCGUUGCCACAGGUUUCUUCAUCCUCGCCUCUGACAAAGCUGAGGCAGCUGGCGACAUCCUCCUCUUCUUGACGGACUUGUGCGAAUACGUCGCUUUCGGGGCCUUGCUGGAAGCUGUUUUCGCUGUGUUGCCGAUGUUGGAGAGAAGUCAGUCUCAGGAAAUCGGAAUUGACCAAGGUGAGGUCAAGACGGUGGAUACUCCUAUACUGGAUUGCAUAGAGCAUGUCGCUGGCUGGGUAACGAGUGACACUCCACGCCACUCAUACGGUGACCUUCCGCGUAUCGACGCUCUUCACCCGUCAAUGACAUCCCCGGGUGAUGUAGAUUCCACAUUGGAUAUCUCUGAAGCAUAGGAGAUAUCUGUGAUGUCAGGUUCGGUCAUCAGCCUGUACGCUACCGUCCCCGCACAGAAAUUGAUAUCGUGCACGGCGGUCGGCUAUGCUGCGUUCCGCUCCAGUAUUAGCUCAGAGUCAACCCUGCCAGAUCUACGGGCCAUGGUGGAGACGAUCAUUUUCCCCUCUGUCAAUGAUCGUCCACAGGACGAUCGCUUUUAUGCCUUGCGUCGAGAGGUGUACAAGUUGGUCAGACAAGACAGUGAGGUGAGCUUCUCCGAAUAAUUUUUCUGAUGAACGUGCU